Messenger RNA from Jaculus jaculus (lesser Egyptian jerboa), 1199 nucleotides. It is a transcript of the gene Anxa10, whose product is annotated as annexin A10. The record is from RefSeq and is a predicted model, not a curated record. Gene Ontology annotation, molecular function: calcium ion binding; calcium-dependent phospholipid binding. The coding region runs from base 155 to 1069 and encodes 304 amino acids. NCBI's taxonomy places the organism in Eukaryota, Metazoa, Chordata, Mammalia, Rodentia, Dipodidae. Gene Ontology annotation, cellular component: cytoplasm. The transcript has 12 exons.
AUUCAACAUCAUGACUGGCUAUACUAAGGUUUUCAUCUCCAUAUUUAUUUCUAAAUGUAAGACAUUAAAAUAAUUUCAAUGGCUAUGCUCUCUUCAGGCACAUUUGUUGAAUGUCCAAGGAACCAUCUUCCCAGCUCCUAAUUUCAACCCUGUAAUGGAUGCCCAAAUGCUCGGGGGGGCGCUCCAAGGAUUUGAAUGUGACAAAGACAUGCUGAUUGACAUCCUAACGCAACGCAGCAAUGCUCAGAGGCAGAUGAUUGCAGAGGCCUACCAGAGCAUGUAUGGCCGGAACCUGGUUGGGGAUCUGAAGGAACAGCUUUCGUCUCACUUCAAGGACGUCAUGGUGGGCCUCAUGUACCCACCGCCUUUGUAUGAUGCUCAUGAACUUUGGCAUGCCAUGAAGGGAGCAGGUACUGAUGAGAAUUGUCUCAUUGAAAUAUUAGCUUCAAGAACAAGUGGAGAAAUUUUCCAGCUAAGAGAAGCCUACUGUUUGCAAUACAGUAGUAACCUUCAAGAGGACAUUUAUUCAGAGACCUCCGGACACUUCAGAGACACUCUCAUGAACUUGGUCCAGGGAACAAGGGAGGAGGGCUAUGAGAACCCCGCAAUGGCUGCUCAGGACGCAAUGGUGCUGUGGGAAGCCUGUCAGCAGAGGACUGGGGAACACAAAACCUUGCUGCAGAUGAUCCUAUGCAACAAGAGCUACCCGCAGCUGUGGCUGGUUUUCCAGGAAUUUAAAACCAUUUCUGGUCAAGACCUUGUGGAUGCCAUCAAUGACUGUUAUGAUGGAUACUUUCAGGAGUUGAUAGUAGCAAUUGUUCGCUGUGUCCAAGACAAAGCCAGCUAUUUUGCUUAUAAGUUAUAUAAUGCAAUCCAUGACUUUGGUUUCCACAACAAAACUGUAAUCAGAAUCCUCAUUGCCAGAAGUGAAAUAGACCUGCUGACCAUCAGAAAAAGAUACAAAGAGAGAUAUGGAAAAUCUCUAUUCCAUGAUAUCAGAAAUUUUGCCUCAGGACAUUAUAAGAAAGCACUGCUUGCUCUCUGUGCAGGUGAUAUGGAAGAUUACUGACAUGAAUGAGAACAGGAAGUUGAAGGACCAUGCACUCCUCUUUGGAGACUCCUCAAAAUAUAAACUUCCUGUCAAAUUCAUGCUGUUGGCACUGACAAAAUCUAUAAAAUUAGAUUUUCCCUUCUAUCUU